This is a messenger RNA of Podarcis lilfordi (Lilford's wall lizard), 13701 nucleotides long. The record is from the annotation of a GenBank genome assembly. Lineage: Eukaryota; Metazoa; Chordata; Lepidosauria; Squamata; Lacertidae.
AUGUUCUUUGCUCAGCAAUGCUUCAGCUACCUUGGCACUAGAACAUCACUACUGAAGAUUACUUACCCUUUGAGAUACUUCAAGGUUUCAUCCUCUCCUGUAUGUAUUCCAUAUCUUCAUAGCUUAUGUGAUUGUAUGUGCCUAUUGUUAUAUUUAUGAUUCACUUAUGUCCACGAUCCUGAAUUUGGAGAUCUGGUUUUGUUUAAUGUCUUUGUUUUGCUCUCCAACGUUGCCAGACACUUGUAAACCAAUUCACCUUUUGCAGUGAGCAAGUUUGUGCAAGACAGUAUUUUCUUCUGCUUUCUUCUAUUCUUAUUGCAGAAGGUAUCAAUUGGAACACUGUUAGUAUUGACCAUAAGUUAAAAUAAUGACAAUUUAAGUAGUAGACCAGUAUGGCUAUAUAGUUGUGUCAUUCUCUAAGGUGCUGCAAGACUCUUGGUUGAUUUAACUCUGAGAGAUAUGUUUAAAGUUGGUAAAGGCAGCUUUUUUCUUCCUUUUGUUACCAGCUUAAAGGCAGCUUUUUUCUUCCUUUUGUUAACAGUAAGCUGUUACCACCUGUAACAGCUUAAGCUACAUCCUCUAUCUUUUUUAUUUAUUACAUAGAAUAUGGAGUCACUUUGUUGGCUUGGAUGUUAAAAAAAUAUCCUUGCCUUCUAGACAUUCAUGAAGCAGUUCAAGAUUUGGAUUGAAAAAUAGUGUUCUGGAGUAUACGUAUACUGUAUAGCCAGCACGGUAGAAUGAAGGUCACCCAAACAGUGCUUCCUUUUAUCUAGACUGCUGUUAUGUCGCUUGGUGUGUGUCUUUACAUGUAUGUUCCAUUUGUCAAACAGCUUUGAUGUUACUUUGUGGAAUUUCUCACAAUGAUUUUUUUUUUUUAAAAAAACCUUUAAUACUAUGAUAUUGUCUGUUACACCCUUUAAAUAUGUUGCUGGUACUUGAGUUUUGUGUUGGACAACCUUAGCUUUUAAAAUAGUGGUUAAAAAAACUAGUUUUUAAUAGAUCCACAAAAAUUCUAGGAAAACAAAGGAAGGGGGUUAUUUUUUCUUUGGGAAAGUGGAAAAAUAGUUUUCCAGCUAUUGUUUGUUCAGGACAGACAGAGUGGCACAACCAGUGGGGUGUAUUCUGUACCUAGCAGAUUCUUUCCUCAUAUGAUGGAGAGAACAUAGAGCCAGGCUCAAUAAUAUUGUGAAGACAGAUCCUGUUGCCUACACACAGGUUUUUAUUAAUCUCUCUUAUGCACAUAGCCUAGCCUUUGCAAUUCUGCUCUGUCCAUUACUUUGACUUCACCACUGUCUUUGAAAAACAACAAGAUACAUAAAUCACAUUUCCUCUACCCCUUUGUUCUCAAGUAAGUGCUAAAAGAUUGUGCUCUGACAUACAUCUAUGAUAUACUCUGUCUUUCUUAUACUGGGUUUGAACAGAACUUAUAUUUAAUCUUAACCAUUCUAUUUAGUAUCCUUGCAUAGAUUGGCAUUUUGUCAAACAUGUAUUGUAAGAGAAUAUUGGUUAAUUGUUACAUUGAACUGUGUUUGCAGCGCCUGUCAGUUUCAUCAGCUUUAGAAUGAACUACAAGGAGAAAUGUCAUGGAUUACCAUAGUGUCCAACAAUACAAUACUUUGUAGUUCUAACAAGAAUUAUCCGUCUUUGAUUCUUGUAUGUAGACCAUGACCUUCAAGCACAAAAAUGCAAAACGAAUUGAAGGGCUGGAUAGCAAUGUGUGGUAAGUAAUUAUUAAUGAAAAUGAAUGAAUGAAUGAACAAAUGAAUAAUGGAAAUGUCUGUACUCCUUGUAGUUCAUUUGUAUGCUUUUCACCUACAUUGUCAGCUGACCAGGUGCAGGGCCAGGGUGGGGGGCAGGGAGAGAAACCUCUUGGUCAGUGAAGCCACUGGGAGUGGGCUCCAGGCUUUUGUGUGCUCCUCCCCUCUAUUCCCCUCUUCCCUACAAAUGAAUCUCUUUGUUCCUUUUAUGGUUAAAAGAUCUUGGAUGAAUCACAGUGAUAAUUACCGGUUGUGCAGCCUGUGAGUCUGCAGAACAACUUUGCUAGGACUACGAUGUUUAAAUAAUGGGGGCAGGGUCAAUUUUAGCUAACAGGCUGAGAUAAGGUAUUCUGGCUUUGUUUAUGAGGCUAUUUUGGUUCUAAUUUGCUACAUUUAUAAAGAAGGAAAAAUGAAAUAAUAAUCCUCUGUCAACUGCGGGGAGGGUCAAAUGUACUCUCAACAGCAUUGGGGGGAAAACUACAAAACCUGUUUUUAUUGGUCUUCCGUAACUCAGUGUUCUAGUUGGUCCUCAACCAAGAUGAUUUUUGAACUGCCCUUUGGUGCUUCAGAAGUGGUUAUGUCACAUCACGUGUUUCAGCUUACUAGAUGUUACUGGGAGUGGAGGAUGAGGCACAGAAGCCAUGUAACACUUAUGGCACGUAGUUCUAGCCUGAAAGCCUGACCUAGAACUAGACUGAUGGCAAUGAGGCCUCCAGGAUCUCUGAUUAACUAAUAUCUGAUUGAAUGCUCUCUGAGUGGUUUCCCACAGACACAUGUGUUCUAUACUGUGUUUUUUGAUUUACCAUGGAUCUGAAAUAUUCUUCCCUAUAAAUGUGUAUUAAAUACCUUUGUAAUAAUUUCUUCCUUUCUUAGGGUGGAAUUUACAAAAGUUGCUGCAGAUCCCUCAAUUGUUAAUCUGGGACAAGGACUUCCAGAUAUAUCUCCUCCUAACUAUGUUAAAGAAGCAUUAGCCAAAGCAUCCUCUUUGGAUAUGCUGAACCAGUACACCCGGGGUUUUGUGAGUACAUCUGAACGCUCUCUAAGAGGUUGCUUUAAAUCAGUUGCAUAUCCAAACAUUUUCUCAUGGUUUCCACAUGCGCCUUCUUCAUUUUGGAUUCUUGGGCUGAAUAGAAACACGAUAACCAUAAAUCUCCAAACAGUGGCCAAUGUAAAUAUGGUCCAAAGAGGACUAUACGUAGGGCCAGGAGAACUGACUAUGUAAAUGACUUCCCAAUGUAAUGUUAUUAUUAAUCUAUAUAGUACAUUUCAGUAUACAGGGAACUUUGUCUUUCUUGCACAUAAUGCUUAACCAUGGUUUGGCAUUAUGAAGAUGAGCCUCAAGGAGUAUUUCAAAAGAUUCGACUUCUGUUUUUGAUUAACUGCAGCUUCUUGUGAUGUUCAACCCACACACACUGUGGUUAAUCAUUCAUUGAAACAAGCCAGCUUCAAAUCAUGGGUUGUGAACUGGGCUUGUUUCAAUAGACUGUAGUUAAAAUGAAGCCGUUUGUCUGGACAUAAUGCUAAACUGCAGUUGACUUAAAGCUUCCAAUCUUCUCCUUGCAGCUGCAUGGAGAAGGGGGUGGGGAGGAGGAGGACAGGAGCCUGAGGCUUGCUUUGGUUCAUCCUUGUAACAUUAAACCAUGGUUUAUAUGCAAAUACAGCCAAUUCAUUUCUUGUUCUUCACCAUGGUGCAAUAUGAGCAUUCAUCAGAGGGUAGUUACUCCUUUUUCAGUGACCCAUGAAUGGCAGUAUAACUGUUUCUAGAAAUUUAUAUGUGUUACGAACAUUUUUGUUCCACAUUAUUUUUUCUUCAAAGGGUCACGGUCAUAGAUCCUUACUGAUAGUACACACAAUUCCCAGCUUGUGAUCUUGCACAAAGACUCCUAUUCAGUGGAAGGCUGGCUGUGCAGAAGAGAUUCCAUGUGAACUGUGCCUUAUAUUGUUUUUCUUGUUCAGCUCAGUAUAGUAGGUUCUCUCCUAGACAUAAUGACAGUUUCUAAUUGUUUAAAUCUUUAGAAUGGUAUUUCUAAUUGGGUAACUCUGUUUUGUGCAUCAGCCAUGCUAGAUUUGGCUAACAGACAAUACGGUAUUAUUUGUCGGUUGUUUGUUAUUAACUGGCAUAUGAGUCUAUGCAUUUUCUUUUGCAUUCAUAGGGACAUCCUUCGUUGGUGAAAGUCUUGUCCCAAGUGUAUGAAAAAGUUUGUGGAAGAAAGAUUGAUCCAUACACUGAUAUCCUGGUGACAAUAGGGGGAUAUGGAUCUCUGUUCAGUGCAGUGCAGGGACUCAUUGAAGUAGGAGAUGAAGUAAGUUUUGUGAUGCAUCCCAGAAUAAAAAUUCUCUUCUAUGAAAACAUAUAAGUUUACACACCCACCCACCCUUAGAACAUGGGUAGCAUUCCAUUAGUAAGUGAUCAAGCCUACUCAGAAAUCCCUUUCCUUGGCAGUUUGAUGAUUUAUUGAAGGGUAGAGAGCUGACUUUUGUUAGUUUUGGUUGAAUAAGAAAUAAACUUUGAAGCAGGGCUUUUUUUUUUUUACCUGUCAGAUUCAGAUUCCUAUGCCUUUAAGAGUAUGUUGAUGCACCUUAAUUUAGCAGAUGAAGGAUUUCUUGGCAUUGGGAUAAAGUUAUAGAAAAAGCCUCAGCUGUUUAACUAUUGUGCAUUAGGUUGCUGUUGAAGGCAGGAUAAAGGGACUAGUGUUGUUCUUUAAGUAACUGUAUGUCUGAGAUGAAUUGUUCAUCAAUUAUCAACCUGUUGCAAAUUAGCUUCCUUGGCUACUCCCCGGUACAGCUGAAAAAAAUCCUAGGUGCUUGUCCUUUCAGAUGCCUAGAACAUUGGUCCUGAACCCUUCAAAACUUAAAAUAUUUCCCAACUUCAAACCCUGGUUUUUUUUCUUGAUUUGUAUAAGUUUGUCAAUAGUGGGGAUCUAUAAGCACUUAGGGUAGGGUGGGUUUUAAAUCAAAUAGCCUGCCUCAUUUGGGGUAAAACUGGCAAUGAAGCGAUAGCUAGCUACCUUCUGAUGUUUUGUCUUUUCACUUUUGCUUUAUGUGUCUCCCUCAUCCCUUCAGUUCUGCUGCCAUUAUUAUAAAUCUCCACUUAUUUCCUAUUAUCCCUAGCACACAAAAGCAGCCACUGUGAAGUAGCAGUGGCUGUGGCAUUUACAGAUAUACUUAAGAGUUUUAGCUUUUAAUCUAAAAUACUACCCCGUGUUUGUUGACAAGAAGUACUUUUAAUGCAAUGUGCUUUCCUAAAUAUAUAGAAUUAGCAUUGUACCAGAUCAAAAGCGGGUUCUGUCUUUGAAGAAAGGUAUAAUAUCAUUUCUUAUUCACAUAACUUUCCUAUAUGUUUACUUUAGGUGAUAAUAAUAGAACCCUUCUUUGACUGUUAUGAGCCAAUGGUGAGGAUGGCAGGAGCCAAGCCUGUUUUUAUACCCUUGAGAUAUGUGAGUGUGUUUGGAAUAUUAUUAUAAUCAGAGUUUAUUUAGAUAGGGGAGUGAAGAGAAGUGUUGCACCUUGUAGUUUUUCAUAAUGAAGGUUAUUUCUUUCCUAUGUUACUCUGCUUUGUGUGCUCAGUGAGAAACAGAAUGGAUCCAGUAAACAGAUUAAUAACAACAAGAAAGCAAUGCCUCCCAAAAGUCUAGAAGUAAAUGAUAGAAGCCCAAAUAGAUGGGUGUCAAUAAUUUAACUUUAGAUUGCUCGGUGGCCUUGCUUUAAAUGUGAAAGCCGCAUUAACUUUCAAAAACUGAGGGGUGUGAGCAGCCCAGCUAAUUAAUUUAUUCAGCUUCAAGCAUCCUUAAGUGCUUUUGUCUGUAACAGUAUUUAAAGUGGUACUUAAGACCACAGUGGUAGAUGGUAAUUCUGGUCCCCCCUGGUUUUUUUAUAGUACUAGUUUUGGAUUCUUAGAAAUGCAUUGCUGCUAUAUGGAACACUUAAUCUUUUAAUCAAUUUUGAUGGCUAGAUCUAGUGGGUCAGAGGAAUCGUCACUGGAAAGUCCCAAAUGAUAUGAAUAACUUUUUUUUGUUAGUGAUCAGAAUUUGAGAUUUCUUUGCAGUUUACUCGUGUAUUUUGUAUAGUUGACUGAUUCUUAGGAUAAGAUCACUAGUGGAAUGUUUAAAGAAAGUUUAUUUCAGCCUAAUAAAACAUUUUUUCCCCUAUAACUCAGAGACCUGCAGCCGGAGAGACUGCAUCUAGUGCGGACUGGGUCUUGGAUCCUGCUGAACUUGCAAGUAAAUUUAAUUGCAAGACGAAAGCUAUUAUAUUGAAUAACCCUCACAAUCCUAUAGGAAAGGUGAGAUUCCUGUUUUUAAAUCUUCCUGCUAAAUGUUAUAAAAUGUUGGCUCUGACGAUCUUGAUUAAUACAUUGUUUUCUUUCCCUUUCUAUUUUAGGUCUAUACGAAAGAAGAGCUCCAGAUAAUUGCUGAUCUCUGUAUUAAAUACGACACCCUGUGCAUCAGCGAUGAAGUAUAUGAAUGGCUGGUAUACACUGGCAAUAAACACAUUAAGAUAGGUACUGAAUUGUGUUAGUUUGUAGACUGGAAAUGGGCAAUAAAGUAUUGUUGCCGGAUUAAAAUUAGGUAUUUUAUAAAAGCUCAUUAAUAGUAUUUUGUAGACUAGCUAUAAUUCUGAAGUAUAGGACUAUAUUACCUUAUUAAAAUGAAUUACUUUUGUAUUUCUCAAUUUGCUGCUCCCAUGUUUGACAUGUAAUUUCCUACUGAUCUUAAUAUUUGUACAGUCUUGAAUGUUCAUUUAAAAUCACUUGUAUGUAAAUAGUCCUAUGUAUGAGCACUUUGGAUGCCUUAAUGCAUCUCUGUCCUCCAAUGGACCUUGGCAGGAACGGGGGGAAAUCUAUUAUUUCAGUUGCAUACUCAACUUAUCAUAUGGGAGAAGUGCAUUCCUGAUGGACACAGGCAUUUUUAUCACCCAGCAGAUAAUACGUACAAAACGUUCUGCUAAAUGAUUCAAAAUAUAGCAUUUGGCCAUCAGUGCCUUUUCAUUUGCUCACUUUUAAGCAGAUCCCCAAAACUGUUUUCCAAUCUAUUGUUGAAACCUACAAACCAUUAAACCUACAGGCAAGCGACAGUUAUUUUAUAAACUAAGCAGAACUCUUUUCUCCCAAGAAACCUUAUUUUCUCUAGCUUGUAUAACAUGCACAUAAAGAUUGUGCAAAGAGGAGAACACAAAUCCUCCCCCCAGAGGCAGAGAUGUUCUUGUAUUAAGCUUCACGUAUUCCAUCAGCUGAAAUGACACAUCGCUCGUGAAAAAUGUGAAAUGAAUAUUGCAUCAAUUUACAGCAUCUGGUAGUGGCUCUCUAAUAUUUAUCUAAUAGAGGUUGCCAGUGAUAUAUCAUAAAAGCAGCAUAGUAUUUGUGCUGUCAUCUAGGCAGUUUCCUCUGGUAUAGAACACUUCGUCAUUUCUCUUAUCUAGCUUGUGCAAAACAGGAGCUUCAUGUGACUAAUGAUUAGAGUUCCACUGGCAGAUUUAAAGAUUGCAUAUUGUAAGCAAGGAUUCUUCUGGCAUCUCAACAGGCAUAGUGCUUAUUUGGGUAAUAUGUAUGUAUGUAGCCUUACUAAUAGUUCUUGGUGCUUGCUCAGAUACAAAAAUACAUUCUAUUCUUCUGUAGCUUAAUACAAUGAAGGUGCUUGUCCUUUUUUCACAAAAUAUUUACUCUAAAAGUCACCUGAUGGAUUGUGUGACUCCCCAGCCAUCUUCUGAAAAUGAGUUGGCUAGCUGUUUGCUCCACAAAUUGAUAAUCUCUCAUUUUGUUUUAGAUUUGCUAAAUGUAAUUGCAGCCCAUGGUGAUGGCUGGAAUUCAUCACAGAACUACGCAUUACAGAAUGUGUUCCCUUCUCCUUGUCUGCAGCACAUAGCAUCACUGCAGCACAUAGCAUUACUUGUUGUUUUCCUUCAUUGGUACCCAAUGAUGUCAAGUGAUGGCUGGACAACCUGAUGCUGCCACAAGUUAAUGCUGCGUCACCUAUAACCUGUACCUCCGCCCUAACAUGAGUUGCAGGAAAAUACUCUUAUGGGGUUUUUUUUAAUUUUUAUUUUGGAUGUGUGUGUAUUUUGUGUGCUACACCGUUAUAUGGGAUUUAGGGACAAUUUUACUCUUUCAGUUCAAUACCAACAACAAAGAGCUCAUCUGAAUGACCUGAUAAAAUGACUGAGCCCUCUCUCUGGUGUGGACAUACCCUCAUGUGCCACAAGAUGCCUGAAUGAGGGUGUGAGUAAAGGAACAAUGUGCUUUCAGUACAUACCCAUUUAGUUUGAACAUAAUGAAGCCAGCUUCAUACUUAUCGAAAAUAAUAUAUGUUCCUUUGUAGGAUGCAUGAUUAAAACAUACCUAUUUAUUGUUAGAGAGGCAAAGCUUGUUAGCGCCGUUCGUAUGUAAUUAACUCUUGAUCCUUUUCUUUCUUUUUCACAGCUACUUUGCCUGGAAUGUGGGAAAGAACAGUAACUGUAGGAAGUGCUGGGAAAACAUACAGUGUAACUGGCUGGAAGGUAAGUGAACAGAAUAAGACAUAAUGCAAAUGAAGAAUCAUAUAUGUUGAAGUACUGCUGGGUUGAUGUACCAUGGAGAUCAUUUGCAAGCGUGCACAAGCUAUACGAAACACGUGCAGAAUCUGUAUUAAAAAUUAACCCCUGACAUUAUAGAAAUUCUAGAUGCCAUGCAGACAGAAUAUUUCACUCAGAACUAAGAAAUCCUACUGUUUACAUUUUGAACAGGCGGUCAGUAUGUACAUUGUAAGCAGCAAGCCUUUCCAGUUUGCACAUUUUUUGAAGACCUUGUGCUUGCUGUGCCAGUUCCAAUGUUAGAUGCAGAAGGUGGUGGUUGCUGGGGGCACAUUUCACAUGAGAAAAUCAGGCCAGGAUCCAACAAACUACAAGGAGACUUCUGCAGGUGCACUAAGCUCUUUCGGGCUUCUUAUCCCCACUGCCUGACUGAAAAGGUAUCAUAAAAUGUUGGGGGCUUCCCCAACCACAGGAAAAUACACAUGUGGGGUUUCAUCCAGAAACAGAACCAUGUAAAGUCCCAUGUGUGUAUGCAAACAUACCUUAGGCAUGGCUAUGUAGCUCUCUUGGAAGCAGUGUUAGGCAAGUGCAUGCUGUAACUUCAAUAUUGUGCAUCUUUUGGUAAUUUUUAUUUUGUGAAAACUAUAAAUACAAUAUGUAUCCACAAACAGGCUCAUGCACAGAUAAAUAAAUGCACCCGUGCUUAAUUUUUGUAACCUUUUUGGAAAACAUAAUUUUCAUUUUUCUUGGCAGGGAUUUAUUUUAAUUGCAGAGCAGCCUUUUAAGUAGGGACACACCUCGCUGCCCUUGGGGAGUAAUUAUCUAAGCCAGGCAAGAAAUCUUUUAUAAACUGGAAGAGAUGGGUUCCCCCCCACUUUAAGUUUGUCAGUAGUCUACUACAUUAAAAUGUGAUUAUUUCCAUGUUUCUCAACUUUUAUAAAUGUUAAGUAAACAGCCAAAUAUUUGUUACAAUUUAUUUCUUUUUGUUGAAGCUUGGCUGGUCUGUUGGUCCCCAACAUCUGAUAAAACAUUUGCAGGUGGUUCAACAAAAUACACUCUAUACAUGCCCAACUCCAUUACAGGUAGGUACCAAGCCAUGCAAAAGGUAUUGUAAAGAGCAGGAUAGUGUAGGAGGUUUGAGCCACUAAACAUAAUUAAAAAUUGACUAAUAAGGAAUCUAUUUGUGGGAAUUGCAGAUGAAAUUAAUACUUGAGCAUGUUGAUCCAAUGUAGAUUAGCAUUUGAAUGUCAGUAAUUUGGACAUUCCGUUAUUAGCAGGAAAACAACAGACUCAAGUGAUGGGAGUUGGGAUGAGUGAUUACCAUUGUAUAUAAUACAUACUGCCAUGCAUCUGAUGUGUAGUGAAAUUCUCAUUACUGCUUCGCAGGAUGAUACAGACAACUGCCUUAUACAGUGGUUACCUGGACCCUGUGGAAAGUUAAUGUUUGGCAAAUGUUUGUCUCUGUGCAUCCUUUGGCUAGAUUGUUUUCAGAUCAAGGUGUAUGUUUCCUAAAUGUUUGGGGUUUUCUAUACUAUGUGGUAAGAAAGGAAGAUCUGUAGACUUCAUUCUUGUUUGUGUUUGUUUAUUGUUGUUAUUAUUUUUAUUAUUAUUAAUUUAUUAAUUAAUUACAUUUGUAUACUGCCCUUCAUCCGAAGUAUAAAAACAAGAAUAAAACCACAAAGCACGUAAUAAUAAUAAGUACAAAAAAACCCCCACAAUACCCCCCAACACAUUUAAAAGGACCUAGACUGUUAUUCAGCCAAAGGCUUGGUUGAAGAGUAAUGUUUUCUCCAGGCACCUAGAAAUGUAUAAUGAAGGCGACAGAUGAAUCUCCCCAGGGAGAGCAUUCUACAAGCAGGGAGCCACUUAGAAAAGGCCCGUUCUUGUGUUGCCAUCCUCUGGACCUCUCGUGGAGGAGGCACAUGAAAAAAGGCCUCAGAAAGACCUCAGAUGAUGAUUGCAGUGUCUUGUUAGUUUAUAUGGGGAGAGACAGUCCUUGUGGUAUUGCAGCCCUGAGCCAUUUAGGAAAAGGAAUGAUAAAUUCUCUAUAAUUUAUAUGUCAUUAUUAAAGCAUUAAACAUUAAAAAAAUCAGAUACACAUUACUGAAUUAAUCACUGAAAAUGAAGGUAUUUGACUUUUUAAAAUCUCAUACUUGAAAGGAAAUAUAUCUAUUUUAGUGAUAGAUGUGUAGCCAGCAAUUUUAGAAGAAUUUCCAUCUGCCUUCUCCUCCCCCCCUUGACUGCUAAACCCAAUUGACAAUCUUAUUUUUACUCUUCACUGACUUUCUAUUUUACUAGAAUGAUCUGUUUUAUUAUGGAAAAACUGAUAAUUAGAUUCUAGAUAUCUGAGCAUUUCUUUGGAUACGGCAUUUCUUAUUAAAAGUGAAUCUUCACAAGGUCUGUUUUGUGCCUGCCGCUUUUUGAUAAUGUGCUUAAAUGUGUGGUCCCCCCCCCUUCCUUUCUUGAUUUGAAUUUCCAGGAAGCUGUGGCACAAGCCUUUUUGAUAGACUUGAAGCGCAUGGAUGACCCAGCGUGCUACUUCUAUUCUUUGCCUAGAGAGCUGGAAGACAAACGAAACCGAAUGGCUCGCAUGCUCCUGGAAGUUGGGCUGAAACCUGUUGUUCCAGAGGGAGGAUACUUUAUGAUAGUUGACGUGUCUACAUUAAGUAAGUGAAGAUUUUAUUCCAUGGCCGGAAUGGGGAUGACGACCCAGUACUGAAGCUGGGAGAAAUAUACUAUGAGCAAAGGGAGGGCUACAGUGUGUAUGUUUUCUCUUCUGAGUAACAAAUAUUUUCACAAACAUGGUAGGUGUCCUACUGCACUUACAGCAGAACUACGCAGCAAUUACAGCUUGUUUUUGUGUUGCCCUUUCUCAAUCUGUAAGAACCCCCCCCACCACAAGCAGUCAGUGAUAUGGAACAGGGUGGAAAAAUACACAGGCUAACGACUUCAUGAUGUGAAUUUUUCAUUACAGAGAAAAUGGUUGUGUGCCCAUUGGCAGCAGACCCUUGUUAUCGUAAUGUCUAGCUCUCCCCUUAGAAUGCAGCUUAAGAGCAAAUUCCUGGUACUCUGGGGAGCAGUCCUGGGGAAAAAGAAGUGAAAUAGCAGAUCUUACACUUUAGCUCUUACCCUGGGCUCCAGAUCCUUUCCAUCUUGUUGUUGUUGUUUAGUCGUGUCCGACUCUUCGUGACCCCACGGACCAGAGCAUGCCAGGCACUCCUGUCUUCCACUGCCUCCUGCAGUUUGGUCAAACUCAUGCUGGUUAUGCCUGUUGUCUUUGUCCGUGGAGUUUUCUUGGCAGGGAUACUGGAGUGGCUUGCCAGUUCCUGCUCCAGGUGGAUCACGUUUGGUCAAAACUCUCCACUAUGACCUGUCCAUCUUGGGUGGCCCUGCACGGCAUAGCUCAUAGCUUCUCUGAGUUAUUCAAGCCCCUUUGCCACGGCAAGGCAGUGAUCCAUGAAGGGGCCUUUCCAUCUACUGUUCUGUAAAAAAAUCUCUGCUGUAGUGCCCAUACUGGGUAAUGCCUUUCUUUUGAAAAACUGCAGCUCUUAAGGUGUUUUUUACCUCUUCUUUUUGUUUUAAAGAUGUAGAUCUGUCUGACAUGGAAAAAGAUAAACCUUACGAUUAUAAAUUUGUUAAAUGGAUGAUAAAAUCUAAGGUAAGGAUUGGUUUUAUUUCUCCCUCCUACUCUUUGCUCAACUGUGUCUUUAAUUCUAACAUCUAAGUGAGACUGUAAAACAGGUGGCCCUGAUGUAGGGGAUUGUGUGCUCAUUGGAAGGCUGCAUACCCAUUGCUAGGCUUGCAGAUCUCUUCCCUGCUUCAGCAGAGAUAUAAACCCUUUACUGACAUCUGCUCUGUGGGAUUUGCCUCUGCUAGGCUAGUCUGUGGCCUAGACACAACCACUACUUAAAGAUCAGCUCCUUUGCUAGGAAGAUGAGGGCAAACUGCUAGCCCAGGGUGCUUCCAGAAUGCAACAUUGCAGAAUUCCUACAUGGAAAGCACUUGAAGCAAUGAAGGAAAUGUUGCGGCAAUCUGUUUGUAGCUUAAUUCUGCUUCCCAGACCGUGCACAUAAAAAUUCCCACGUGUGAAAUGUUCAUCCAUGAUAGUACAGUGCUGUAUUUUGCACAUGCGAAUUUUGUUAAUGUGUGAUGUGACCUUAAUUAAGCUCUUGGGCCGCAACCUUUAAACUCUCACAAAGAUACAGUUACUAGAGCUUCCAAGAGCUAAGGUUUAAGCUGUUUUAACGUACCUGCUGAGCAUGCAAUUGUGCUUUGUGCUUUUUUAAGAAACUGUCAGCUAUUCCUCUCACCUCCUUUUGCGGCCCUGAGACCAAAGAACAGUUUGAAAAGUACAUACGGUUUUGCUUCAUCAAAGUAAGUUCUAUAGCAUGUGCUUAAAUCAAGCUUAAAUGUUUUAAGUCUUAGCAGGGCUGUUUGUUUCUAUUAGUACCAAAACUUAUAUCUUCUCCUUUCACUUUUAAGCAGUUUAAAUAACUUUUUGAUAUUGCUCCUAAUAAUAAUUUUUUAGGGUAUGAUCAUAUUUUACAUCAAGGUGGGCAACCUCUUCUCCAUCAAGGAGUAAUCUGGAAACAAAUCUGGAUAUCAUUAAAAUUAAUUUCAUUUACUCCCGUCAUCCUCUUCCCUCCCCAUUUUCUUCCUCCUUCCACCCACAUGAAAUUAGGUCAAGAGACACAAGUUGCCCACUCCUGAUCUACAUAGUGCUUUUUCUAAAUAGUCACAGCCCAGGAUUCCUAAUAGUCCUGAAACCUAGGCCAGUGUGGGUAGCAGUUUGUGAAUGAGCUGAGUUUUUAACUAGGAAGCCUCUACUUCAUGCUGUGAGCCAUGAUAUGCUGGCUUCCCUUUAUUUUUUCAGGGAUGUGAUGAUAAUUAAACUUUCCUUCUGCUCCACAGAUUGACAACUAGAUUGGCUGGGUGCCAACUGCUGUAUUGUCAUAGGAGUGGGGGACUAGGUGUCUCUGAGUGCAUCUCAACCUCACCAAACCAUAGCUAGAGUUUAUUGCUGGGGAAAUGGGGCACAUUGUAGAUGUUAAUAAUAAUAAUAAUAAUAAAUUUUAUUUAUAUCCCGCCCUCCCCAGCCGAAGCCGGGCUCAGGGCGGCUAACAACAAUAAAACAGUACAACACAACACAACACUCUAAAAUCAUUCAUUAUAAAAUUAAUUCAAUUAAAUUUAAUUAGCCACUGGGUAGACAUACCCAGGUAUUUGCUCCAAACUCAUGUGAGCAUGCAUGCCACAUAAAGUACCUAAUGAAGUUGUUAGAAGUGUGCUUCUGUGGAUUUGCAAUCUUCUAGCAGUAAAAUGUCUUACGCACGUGAAGAAUAUUUCAGUUCUGAUUUUUAACUUUUGUGUUCAUUGUUGACAGAAAGACAGCACCUUAGAUGCAGCAGAAGUGAUCCUGAAGAACUGGAAGAAAGAUUGA